AUGGCCCGACCAGCAAACUCGGACGACCCGUACGGGUCGACCAUUGUCUCAAAGACACACGAUGACACAUACCCCUUCAUCAACCCAGAGAGAGGCACCGCGACUAGUCUCAAAGUCUUAGUUACUGGAGCAUCCAAGGGCAUCGGGAGGGCGACCGUAAUCUCGUUUGCCAGAGCGGGAGCUUCUUCCAUCGCCAUGCUCGCUCGCUCCGACAUGGACAAUGUGGCUGAAGACGUGAGUAGAGCAGCGAAGGCAGCAGUUUAUGAGGUGCCCAAGAUCUUGAAACUAAGUGCCGAUAUGUCUGACCCUGGCGCUAUCGGCAAAGCAGUCGAAAUAGUGAAGCAAGAGUUUGGUUACCUAGACGUAGUCAUCAAUAACGCUUCCAGGCUCGAGAAUUGGGCUUCGCUUGCAGAUACAAACGUGGACGAGUGGUGGUUGACAUGGGAGGUUAAUCUGAAAGGAACUUACAUCGUCUCGCGAGCUACACUUCCAUUGCUGCUUCAGGGCGCUGGAGCUUUCGUUUCCCUACCUGGUGCGAGUGCGUGUCAAGGUAGCAAGACCGCUCAGAUCAGGCUGAAUGACUUCCUGCUCAGCGAAUAUGGAGACCAGGGAUUAAUCGCUUUCGCCAUUCACCCUGCAGGGGCCAAGACAGAGUCAGCUCUGAAGAUGCCCGAAGACAGCCAUCAUUACCUGACACAAACGCCCGAACUGGCGGCGGAUACGAUUGUAUGGAUGACCCGAGAGAGGAGGCAAUGGCUUAGCGGUCGAUUCGUAUACGGACCAGUUGACAUGGAAGAGUUAUUGGCGAAGAAGGACGAGAUUGUGCAAAAAGACCUCCUCAAGGUGAAGCUGACGGUUUGA
Molecule: messenger RNA, 861 nt
Organism: Zasmidium cellare ATCC 36951
Lineage: Eukaryota; Fungi; Ascomycota; Dothideomycetes; Mycosphaerellales; Mycosphaerellaceae
Exons: 5
Coding region: 1-861 (286 amino acids)
Molecular function (GO): oxidoreductase activity, acting on the CH-OH group of donors, NAD or NADP as acceptor
Source: RefSeq, a predicted model, not a curated record